CCCGCCUGCAAAAUUGUUUUAAACAUCCUCUCUGCGUAAAUGGAGAGAUGAGCGAUUCUGCUGUUGUAAACAAACGCACAAGCGUAAUCCUGGUGCAGAAGACAACGCCAGUUCAAAAAAUUCCACAGUUGUAACUUGGUGAAAGUGAAGCCCCCUUCCGAAUUUCAAAGGGAACGACAAUUAAGCGACAUUUCGUAUGCUUCGGCUAAUAUUUUCUUCCUUGCUCUUCUGAAAGUGGCCCUGGCAUCUAUGAUUUAAAAAAAUGCAAAAUCACCCUUUCUUUCGCAGCACAAGAAGGUCAACUUCUCGGAAUUCCCUUAACCGUGCUAUUCAUUUAAACCGCCGCAAUGUUCUCAUGCUCAGUAUUGGCGGAGUUCUGUUUGCGACAGAACAUUGGCGGAGCUCUGUUUACACUGCUGUGAUUGCGAUGCGUGCACUUUACAAGGCAGUGAAGAGUAAAACAGAAAUACCAGCUGUAUCAACUAAAUACUGAGCUGCGUUGGUGUUACGUGAAUAUUCCCAAAUCACGAAGUUGUUCGUCCCUGUGAAACCCGUUUACCCGAGAAAAUAAUUUUCUCUGGAUUCUUCACUUUUCCCCCUCCUUGAACCUCCAGACGCGAUUGGAUUUUUCAGGUGGAUCAAUUCAACGAAACGACGAUGCGAUUGAAAAAAGGGGUACUUCUUGGUCUUGGAAAUCCUUUGCUGGACAUCACCGUGGAAAGCGACAAAACUUUCCUGGACAAGUAUGAUUUGAAACCGAAUGAUGCCGUUUUGGUUAAGUCGCAACAAUAUAAGAUGUUUGAGGAUUUGAAGCGGAUGGAAGGAGUUCAGUUUACUGCUGGAGGAGCUACGCAAAAUUCUGUACGCAUAUCUCAGUGGAUUCUUGGACUGAAAAGAGCGACGUGCUUCAUGGGGUGCAUAGGAAACGACGAGAACGGAAGUAUUUUGACAAAAGUAGCUGAGAAUGAUGGCGUUGAUGUCCACUAUCAAAUUACUUCAGCACAUCCUACAGGUUUGUGUGGUGUAGUGAUAACAGAUUCCGGAAGAAAUCGUUCAUUGUGUGCAACUCUGGGAGCAGCGAAUCAUUUUACCGUCGACCACAUCCUGAGGGAAUGGGACAAAGUUAAAAAUGCGGAUUAUUUCUAUGUUUCGGGAUUUUUUCUGGAUGCCAGUUUGGAAACAGUUCGGAAGGUGGCCGAACAUGCAAAAGAAACCGACAAAACGUUUUGCUUUAAUCUUGCUGCGACAUUCAUCUGCAGAAAACAUUCAACUGAAAUCCUCGACUUGCUGGAUUGUGUGAACAUUUUAGUCGGGAAUGAGUCGGAAUUUCAAGCGUUUGGGAAAGCCCUCGGAAUGCAUCAGUCGACGGAUUUCGAGAAGAUCGCUUCGGAGAUUGCCAAUAAAAGGAGACGGAAAUGGGCGAGUCCAUUCCGAGUUCUGGUGACCAGAGGCGAACAUCCUAUUUCCGUUUUCAUUGGGGAUCAUGAUGUGAAGCACUUCCCGAUCCCUCGUUUGCCAAGGGAAAAAGUCGUGGACAGCAACGGAGCCGGAGAUGCAUUCAUUGGAGGAUUCAUUGCCAAGGAUAUACUUGGUGGAACCCUGGAAGAAUGCCUGGAUUGUGGAAUUUGGGCAGCCCAUCAGGCUUUGUUCACUCAAAAUCCCUGUCAACAUCCGAUUGUCAUUCUCAAAGAUGUUUCCAUCGAUGAACUACGGAUCAUUAUCGAUUUUGUGUACAAAGGGGAAGUCGAAGUUCCGGAUGAUAAAUUGUCCGCUGUUCUGAAGACUGCCCGUUUAUUGAGAAUCAAUGGAUUCGGUGAUGCUGUUAUGAACCAAGGCAUUGGUCAGCAGACAAGAAAAGCUCCGCAUUCUGGGAAGCGCAUGCCGAUGUGGCAUUCUUCUUCUUCAUCUGCGUCCUCCGUACAAGGAUGUAGUUUGAGCUCAUCUCACCUCUCAGAAUCUUCAGAGUAUGACCAAGUGCCAUCGUUAUCAAGUCCAGAGUUGGUUGCUAAGCGGAAAGUUCCUUCUGCUGUCGUUCCUUCAGUGUCACCCCAAUUUACCGUCAUCAAUUAUCCGUCGGAUGUAAACGCUUCUGUUCCUGAUAAUUCCUUUCGAACUUCAGUUGACGAUAAAUGUUCUCCGCCUCAUGAGUCAAUUCCUUUGAGAAAACGACUGCGAAAAGAUUUUGGACGAGAUCGCAGUUCAUCGAACGAGACUGUCGAAGUUCAUUCGAAGAGAAGUGCUUCAAUCGUCGCUGUUCCUUCGAGGCAGACGAGCAAUGUGGAAUCUUCUUUUCUCAAUCCGGGAACUUGUCGUCCUGUGAUCCAGACUCAAAGCUCGGAUCCUGGACCAUUGCGAUAUAGUGGAGAUGAUCGCGCUGAAAGUCCGAUUCCCAACUACGCUUCCAAGCAUCGUCGGAUGCUUCAACGGCAACCGCGAAUCCAGAGGCAAAUGGAAUUGGAUGCCGAAGAUGCUGUUCGAAAAUUUCCUCGUCCAAGCCCAGCAAUAAUUGUCACUCCGGAUGAUGAGUCUAGGCCACGGGAAGUGAUCUGUGCUCGGAAAUCUAGUCCAUCGCGUGAACUGGCGUUAUCCCGUCAGAGUCCAGACUCCGACUCUUCUUCGAAAGAUUUGACCAUUGAUGAAGGUGCUACAGCCAUGAGCUCGAACAUGUCCUCACACAAUGAGCGAAGAACGAAGAUGCAUGUAAUGUUCUCGACGAGUCAACAACCGUCGGUACCCGGUGUAGAAUCCGCUCUAGUGAUCUCCACACCAUCUCUAGCUCACCACUGUCCGGAAAGUCGAUACGGUUCAGCUGUGAGCUGUGAUUAUUGCUGGAAUAAGGUGGAUGAGAAGGGACGAGUCCAGCGUCGGAAGACCAAAUAUUGGUGUCCAAAAUGCAGAGCAAAUCUGUGCAUCGUUCCCUGCUUCCAGCAGUACCAUCAUUCCUUAGCAGAAGAAGAGAAUGCUAACGUUGUCAACGAUCCCGGUGUUGAGGUUCAUAAAGUUCGAGUACCAAUCGAACGAAGCUUAUGUUGUGAGCAGAUGGAGGGUCAAAUUCUUGACGAAAGUGAAAUUUCGCUUGAUGUUUCAAUCGCUGUUUAUCCUCUCCAGAUUUUUAGGCUCCCCGGAGAACAUACUGGACCUGGUGUCAGUGGAAAUGAUGAUCAGCCAAAACCUCGAAGCGGUCACAGAGCUGUUUGUGAUGACGGGCAUUUGUACAUCUUCGGUGGCUACAAUCCAGAAGUGUCCGUGAAUGAUCCUGUUCGACUUCAUGAUCCUUAUUGGGCUCAAUCUCACCCGGCGUUCCGAGAUCUUUGGGCAUUCAAUUUCUCCACAAAAUUAUGGCGACGGAUACCAGUUGCAUCUGGCAUUCCUCCAGAAGCCGCUGUAUCCUACUGCUUCUUCAAGAUAAACCAUCGUCUCUUCGUUUAUGGAGGCUCUGGUCCUCAGUUCGGAUACAGUUCAUCGAACCAUUUGUCGUGUUUCGAUUUGGAGAAACGGUCAUGGCAUACUGUGGAGUGCUCGGGUAGGGUACCGCAUCAAAUGUAUGGUCAAGGAUCUGCGAUAAACGGAAACAAGUUGUUCGUCAUUGGUGGAACGGGUGGGAACAUGUACUCGAAUGACGUUGAUGUUUUGGACAUGAGUACAAUGGAGUGGAAGAAUUUGUGGUCCAUGAAUCCCCUUCAGCCAAAGCCGCGAUAUCGUCAUGAGGUUGUGUUUUACAAAAACAGUUUGUGGAUGUUCGGCGGAGGCACAGCUGAAGACAGCUACGAAUUAUGUAUCGUGCCAGUGUUCUCUCUGAUCACCAAUGACUGGAAAGAAACAAUCACUCAUGCUGAUCCUGUGACCAAGCGUUUUCCGUUGAGUCGGAAAUGUCAUUCCUUGGUGCAAAAUGAGAACAUGAUUUACAUUUGUGGUGGCUGUGAUCCUGACCGAAUACGAUUUACGAUGGUUUGGAGGUUCAAUCUUGAUACCUUGGAGUGGACCGAAUUGUCGUGCUAUUUACCGUGUGGGCUCUACUUCCAUUCAGCUUGUAUAACACCGGCUGGAAAGAUGUACGUUUUCGGAGGUGUAAAAGAAGAAGGAUACGACAGAGAAAAUAAACGAACGAACGGGCUUUACUAUAUGUGGGUUCGUGUGCCAUCGUUGGCGGAAAUGUGCUGGGACGUGUUAACCACUGUCAACGGGGGAGCACUGGCCACACACUCGAAGAAAACUUUGAAGGCGAUUGGGGUUCCUCUGGAGUUCGUUGACAGGAUUUACCCAGACUCCAUAGAACGAGAAAGUUUCAUAGAAACAGACAACUAUGCGGUUCCGAAUUUAUCAGACGGAACUUGCGGUGUUUGCGACAAGACUGAAUGUCGCCGUCAACAUGGAGAAGCUUUCAUCGAAGGUGUUCAUCCGUGGAAACAUCUGUUCGUCGCUCGUGAUCUGGACGAUGCCAUUGAUGAGUUUCUCGAGUUGACGUUGAAAGAGCAUGUGUACGCCUGGUAUGAGAACCUUUCCGACAACGAAUGUUUCGUGAAUGAAGUACGCCUGUAUCUUCGUCGAGCAUUUUGCAUCAUUCUGAGACGGCUGAAAAAGGUGAACAUCGAAGAGUUCAUCGUUCGCAAAGUUUUACCUUCUCUUUUGUGGCAUCUGAACGCUUGCGUAGUGUCGCAAAAUUCGGGGCAAAGAGAAACUGGAAUCGAGCGAAGCACGUUCAAGUACUACGGUCCGAAUUUGCACGUGGCGUUGAGGAGUCGGUCUGGAGAAAUGCAGUAUUUGCGAGCGGUUUCUCAAAUGCUCGUUUCGCAGUUUCUUGGGAAGAAAUAUUCUGGGUCGGGCAUUGUUCCCAGCGUAGUGCGAGAACUUCUCGCCAAUGCUAUUCUUGCUCCAGUAAUGGAUACUUUAGCUGAUCCGGAUGUGAUCAAUCAAUGGAUAAUUUCGGCGUUUUCGAAUGGCGAAACUCCAUUUGCUCAAACGAAGGGACACGAUGAACCUGUUGAGUUUCUGGCAAAAUUUGUAUCACGACGUCCAGUAUUUUACGAGCGGCGAGUGACAUCACUGUCGAUAAAAGACAUUCUCAAGAAUCAAAAUCUCCUCUUCAAAUUCAUGCAGUUCUUGAAGGAUCAAGGAGCUGUGCGAUUUUUACAGUUCGUUCUUGCCGUGGAUGACUUGAAUAUGAUGGUUAUCCAGCCCGAGCUGACGGACAGUGGCAAGAGAAAUGCUCGCCUCGAAUUGGAGAAGUUACACGGAACCUACUUCAGGCCGGAGUCGGCGGAAUACAUCGAAUUUCCGAAGACCAUCGUUGAACGUCUUGAAGAUAUUUUACACGGUCCGACGGAAAAAGUUGUUGAACUCAGAUCAUCCACGUGUCUUUUUGAGGGUUAUGAUUUCGCCUACAAUAUUUUGGAAAAACAAUAUGCGCCCUUGUUCCAAGAAACUGACGUAGUACGUAAAGCAUCUCUGCCUCUGCAUCAAAGCUCGAGUGAUACCUUGAUGCUUUCCGCAUUUCAGUAUUUUUCGCUAUUCUGGGGACCGAGGCUAGACGACCUAAAUAAGAACCAACAACUGCAGAGAGUGGGGUCGUUUCGCACGAGUGGGAAACUGAAAAAGAAGUUGGAAAGCAUCAAAGGAGUCAUUAGAGCUCCCUCUCCUGUUGAAGGAAUGCGACUGGAGGAUGACGAAAGCGAAGAAGUUGGCCUUCCGGAAGAACUUGGCCUGGAAGAAGUGAUUCUGCCAGAAAACUUCGGAAGCAGACCAGAUCUCACGUCUCUCACUGUCAAGAUUCCUUACGUUGAACACCGUCUGGACCUGGCUGGAAAAAGCUUUUACGUGUUCGUGUUAGAAGUGCGGGAAGGAAGUUCUCAUAGUCGUGUCCUGGAGCGAAAAUUCAACGAGUUCUAUGCACUGGAAACAAAAUUAACUGAGUUCCAUGGAUACUUGCCGACGAGAUUGCCGCCGAAAUUCACGUUCGGAUCGAAAAAUUUGGAAUACAUGGAGUCUCGUCGGCUUGCACUCGAGGAUUAUUUAGCGAAAUUGCUUGCGAUUCCUGAUCUUGCUGGUUCUGAACUGAUCCAUGCUUUUUUGCAAACCGAGUUGGAGUUCACAACCAGCUUGUUUCCCGACAUAAAUUUUCGUCGCAUGAUUCGAAGUGUUCCGAAAAAAUUGCUGCGCAAAGAACGAGGGCAAAACCUGGAACCAUUUCUGACUUCUUUCGUUGCAUCUACGGAAGCCCCCAAACCUCGUCCCAGCAAAUUAGAAUUUCGAGAUAACUCUGUUGAAGCUGCCGAAUUGCGAAGGUAUGGGUUAGAAAAUCCUCUCUACGAGAACAAUGCGAAGUCGACCAUGGUCCGGUCGUUAUCGUGUGAGGUCAGCCGGGUUGACCAAGUGAUGCCAGUUGAAGGGGUGUAUGAGAUGACUGUAUACCUGAUCGCAAAGGUUUUCGGCUCGUCCUUCCUCAGUGUUGUUCUCUGCUUGAAGCCAAUUUUGCGUCGUACAGUGGAUGCGUGGUUCUGCCGGCUCGUUCGAUCACGGCUAAUUGAGAGAACAUUAUCGUCGGACUGCAUUGCUGCUAUUGUUCACAUCGUCAAAGAUUUCGUCUUCAUCAACGAGUCGAAGCCGAGAACAGAUCAGGAGAAGGUGGAACGCGCAGAUACCGCUUGGUUGGCAUUCAGAAGAGCUUAUCCAGGUUUUGUGGAAACUGUCGUUGGUGCAGACAGAAUUACCACUGGCAGCAAGCAAAUAUUCUGCUCUUUGCAACAGCCGAAACUUAACAAACAGCUUUCAUACGCCCUGUUCGACCUGGUUCUGGCGGAGUUAUUUCCAGAAGUCAACUUGCAAGAUGAGCAGAGUUUUGCUGAUUGAGGAUCCGGUUCAGAAUCAAAAUGCUGCCAGGUCCGACCGAGUGAUAAUACGGAAGCUAGAGCUUCUGCUGUGCUUUUAACGUUGUGGUGAUCGAUGGUGUUAGUGUUUCAAGGACCAUAUCAUUUUAUUUGCGGAGUGUGAACGAUGGCAUUCCAUUUUGUUUUUGCUGUUUUGGAGCAGUUUCGUUUCCUUGAGGACUCAUGUGAUUGCCAUCUAUUCGUGCGCAAGUCAUUAGUCCCAUGUUUCGGCGUCCGGACCUGGGGCCUUCAUAAGAUAUUUGAGUAAAAUGACAAUUCGUACGAA
Molecule: messenger RNA, 7149 nt
Organism: Notodromas monacha
Lineage: Eukaryota; Metazoa; Arthropoda; Ostracoda; Podocopida; Cyprididae
Source: the annotation of a GenBank genome assembly